AGGUAGAAAGAAACGGCCCUCGGUGAAGGGGAGACGCCGCGGCCAAACCAUUCGUCCCUCAAGUUAUUUCUUAUUUCCUUUCCGUGCCCUUUCUUUCUUUUCGUUCUUCCGAUCUCCCACCUCCUCUCUCUCUCUCUCUCUUCCCCUUUAUAAACCCGCCUCACAAAAAAAUGAAGCUAGAUUUUUAGGUGCUGCCUGUGAUCGAGAUCGUUAGUUUGAGUAAAAAGAGUGAUGUGAUCCGUGUCCCCUCCUCCUCCUCUUGCUAACGCUGAACCUUCGAGUUCUCCGUUCGCCGGAACCCGGGGUGAUCGCGGCGUCGUACCUCCGCCGGUGUCCGGCACCAUGAACCCCGGGGAGACCACGCCCCCGUCGCCGCUCGACAAGCCCCUCGCCGAGCUCACCGAGGAGGACAUCGCCCAGCUCACCCGCGAGGACUGCCGCCGCUUCCUCAAAGCGAAAGGCAUGCGACGGCCGUCGUGGAACAAGUCGCAGGCGAUCCAGCAGGUCAUCUCUCUCAAGGCCCUUCUCGAGGGGCGGCCCGGCUGUGACGACUGCCCUGCUGGCGGCGGAAUCCUCCAAAAGCUGCUCACUUCUUCUCCUUCGGAGCCGCUAUCGCCACCGCAGGACUCACCUCCUCCCGCGCCGAAGGAGGGCGGUAGCGGAUCACAGCCGCUGGCGAAGGAGCCGUCGCCGUAUCGAAGGAGGGACCCGAUCCCACCGCCCUAUUCAGCCGGAAAUCCGACGUGCCAGACCCCAAUUGCCGGAGCUGACCUUCCCCACCCGCCGGAGAAGCGCUGCCCCUCCCCCAGGUUGACGGCGGAAGUACCGGUCGGCCAGAUGACGAUCUUCUACGACGGGAUGGUCAACGUAUACGACGGCGUCUCGGCCGAUCAGGCCAGGUCGAUCAUGGAACUUGCGGCCAGCCCGGUCUGCUUCGACGAUCCGACCGGUGCAUUCUCUCCGGCCCGGCCGCCGGCCUUCCGCUUCCCUCCGGGUCUCCCCCGACCGGCCCCGGUCCCCACCGCUCCCUCGUUCGUGGGGACCUUCCCGAUCUCGCCGGCUGGCACGAUGAUCCACCGUGUCGCGGACGGCUCGGAUGACCGCAGAGUCCCGCGGGAAACGGAGCCCGUGGUGGGAAUUGAUGGAUCCGCCUAUGACCUAACAUCAAUUUUUGGACGACGAAACUUAUGGCGAUGCUACUCUAGCAGACUCUGCCCUUUGAAUUUGGGGACUCUGAUUGAGCAUGUUGGUAAAAGCACAAUGAUAAUGUUUAUAACCCAGUUGAUAUGUUCUCCGGCACUAGAUUUUGACAUAUUCGACGAGAUUGUGUCGUUUUGUUUUGUUUCUUAUUUGUAUUUGUAUAUAUAUGCAAUGGCAACCAUCGCCUCGGCAAUUAAUAAGAUUUUGAGAUGCCAACAUUAUCCAGACUCAGUGCAUCAAGGUUACAAGUCUAAGAAUGUAAAAUCUGCCUGCCAGCUUAUCAUAGCAGUGUAUGCUAUCAGAGGGCAUCAAGGUCUGGUGAAUGCAGUUUCGUAGUGAUCAUCUUAUUGGCCUCGACUGUACUGUGAACUCGUGUACUUGAAGCCUAGUACGAAGAUCUGAUGGUAGGUUGUUGUAAGGCCUCAUCUGAAAGUUGCGGCUAUUCUAUAGUUAUAGGAGAUGUAUUCUGUAAGAAUUGUUUGGGAUGCACAAUAUUUCCUGGAUAUCCAAGUUUGUGGACUGACCCAAUUAUCUUUUAACGACUGUAGAGAGGCUAACGAUUUAAGUUUGUUUAUUGCAGUGCUGCUGUGACUGAUUAUUCUACCUAUUGCUUCACAUUUCUGGUUGAGGCAAUUGCUGUACGAAGCCCUUCCCAUGUUCACCAGUUUUUGGCUUUCCUUUUGGGGUUAUAUUCUCCUCGAUGUUGGAUUAUUUCAUCCAUGCAAAUAUUGGCCACUCUUUGGUUUCAAUUUAACGAAGGUUUGAAGUUUGGUUGUUCCUUUUUAUUUCCUUGCUUUUUUUCUUUCUUUAUCAUGUGAUAUUUCUUUGACCCAUUGAACAGGUUAUACACAGCAUGUUGCUGACAUAAGGUUUGAAAGGUUGUAUCCUUUUUCUUUCGAUGGGUGUGUUUUGCAAGCCAUCUGUUCAUAUCACACAUCAUGAAGAAACGAUCUUAUCAUGGCAACAGAAGUUGAUGCAGUGCUUGAUGGUGUUGUCGUCAUCCUUAAAGCAGGCUGCAACAACGACAAGGACUGACUAACCAGGUGAUACCAUUUAUGCUGCUACGAUCGUUGCCUUUCUUCAUUGUUGAUGGUUCUGAAUGCCACUCGGGGUCUUAUCAUCAGGUCAGGCUCUAUUAUUAUCUCAUGAUGGCGUAAAUAGGAAAACCCAAGGCUGAGAGGUAAGUUUUAAGCCUCCUGACUAUACUUGUUAGAUUACCAGGCGUUGCUUUGUCACAAGAAAAAUCUGCUAGCGAGCGUCUCCUACCUUCGCUCCUUUCCUUUGCCACAGUGUGUGCAACAUUUCUCGUUUCUCCAUCCACAAAGACAGUAGUAUCAAUAAUAUUAUUGAUGAAGGUACAGUUUGAUCGUGAGUUAGAUUUGAGGAAAUUGAUCCUAUUUGGUUUAAUUUUCUAGUACUGUCAUAUCGGAAAGAGAAAGUUCAUUCGGUUUUGGAAUAUUGUUAAGAGAGAAAUCUUUCAAAAACGUAAAGAGAAAGUUUCCUAUUAAAAUAUACCUGAGAAAACUCUUUUAGAUAUCGUAAUUCUUGUAACUAUUAGUUUAACGAGAGAAUGUAUCGAUGCAUGCGUGAAAAAAUAAUGAUAGUAUUAUUUGUCUUCAUUAUAUUUUAAAGUAAGGACUUGCACUAGGUAGAUGUAAUAUACACAAAAGGAUAUCUUUGGAUGAUCCAAGUACUUUGGAUGCUUUUUAUCAUGGAUAGAUAUAUUAUGCAUAAAUAAGAUGUUUUGGAUUGUUUUGUUCCUUUCGGUUAUCUUAUGUCCUUCAGCAAUCAUAUUUAAGUGACACAUUUUGGGAUGCAUCUA
Molecule: messenger RNA, 3022 nt
Organism: Musa acuminata subsp. malaccensis (wild Malaysian banana)
Lineage: Eukaryota; Viridiplantae; Streptophyta; Magnoliopsida; Zingiberales; Musaceae
Source: RefSeq, a predicted model, not a curated record